Mycotypha africana is the source of this 1769-nucleotide messenger RNA. RefSeq lists its product as uncharacterized. The coding region runs from base 364 to 1494 and encodes 376 amino acids. NCBI's taxonomy places the organism in Eukaryota, Fungi, Mucoromycota, Mucoromycetes, Mucorales, Mycotyphaceae. The transcript has 4 exons. Gene Ontology annotation, molecular function: small GTPase binding. The record is from RefSeq and is a predicted model, not a curated record. Gene Ontology annotation, biological process: regulation of actin filament polymerization.
AAUAAAACUAAAUUCUUCUCUUCUAAAUAAACCAUAAAGAUUGUACUUUUUUUAUUUUUUUUUCUCUUUUCUUUUUUCUUUCUUCAUACAAGAAUUGCCAACCAGGCUUCCUCUCCUUAUUAUUUUAUUCCUCGUAGAAAGCCCUCUUUUUUAACGACAGCCCUUUCACCGCCAAAUUGACAUAGCAUAGGACAGCUUCCUCAUCUCUCUUCAUUCGCACCAUUUGACAUUUCUUUUAAGACACCACCAAAAUCAAUUUUAACAACUAACCGAUAGCAAAGGUCAUUUCAAUGAGAAUGUUGCUCUCGUAGAAAUCUGCCACUAUCUAACGCAUUCUUUUUCUUUUUUCUUGAUUGAAAACAGAUGGGCCAAUUCAUUUCUAGCUUGAAUCUCCGUCCUGGAGAAGCUCUCGUACCUGAACUGGGUUUCGACAUUGAAAACGCUACACCUUCUCAUGAUGAGUUACAGUUGUACAACAAACUUUCUGCUUUGUUAGUCAGACCAGGUCCUACGUUAUUAUCUCUUUUAAAGAGUUAUGUGCCUGCUUCUGAGCAAAUUCGUGAUGCCAUUGCCAAGCCUACACACGAAAACGAGACAAGAGCUUGGGAUGCUGUUGCACCUACUGUAGAUAUCUUGCGCGAAAUCUAUGAUUAUUCUGCUGAUCUACAGGAGGGGCUACCUGAAUUAUUAAGCGUUCUUUGUCAAGGAGAUGUCAACAAGAAUUUAGAAACAAAUCAAGGCUUAGCCAAGUUAUUUGCAGAACUGCUUGAUUUUGUGUUUGAAUUUGAUCAUUUGAAAAUGAGAAGCCCUACAUUACAAAACGACUUUUCUUAUUAUCGACGUAUGUUGCAAAGAGGAAGAUACAGUAGUAGCAGUAAUAACAACAACCAUCCUACGAAUAGUAGUAGUAGUCACUCGAAUGCCAUGUCAGAUUUGAGAAGUGCCAUGAUAGAAGAUGAUCAAGCCAAUCGCAUCUCUCUUUUCAUUGCUUAUCCAACUCCCAUGCUGAAAUGCAUUAUUGAUACAACAACGACCUUUGUCAAUAACAAUAAAUUGCAAAAGAGUGUAGGUGAUUGGUUGGCAGCUUUAUGGGCAACAUGCUUCAAUACCGUGAGCAAAAAGAGAAACCAAAACCCGCAAAUUGCAGCAUUCUGUAUGAAAGUCAUGGUGGUGUCCAUCAUCCUGUACGAUCAUAUAGACCCAAACGGCGCAUUUUACAAGAAUUCGCCCAUCAACAUUAAAAACUCUGUCAAAAUCAUACAAUCUGUACCAACCACUCUUAAUUUAUCAGCUUCAUCCACUUCAACCAACACGCAUCACGGCGGCAACAGCAGUAGUAGUAGCAGCAGCAGCAGCAGCACCAGCAGCCGCAGUCGACUUCUCACCAGCGAAUACAGCUCCACGAACCUCUUAUCCGCUUUGAAAUACAAUUCGAAACAUUUGAAUGAUGAAACCACACCAAAAGGCGUAAAGAACUUGGUCUUGGCCACUUGAGCCAACUUUUUCAAAUAUUUUAUUUUUUUUUCACUCAAUAAUACUACACUACUUAUUACCAACUACAGCUAUUUUUACUACUAUUACUACCCACUACUAUCAUAUCUUUAUUUUUCUUUCUCUCUCUAUAUAUAUACAUCUAUAGUCUUUUUAACAACUGCAUUCAAAUUCUUUUCAUUAUCAUACUAUUACUAAUCUUAAUAAUACUUGACUAUGUGUAUAUAUAUAUGUAAAUCUAUAGAUCCUAAUUUUUUUUUUUUUUUUUUUUUUUUUUU